CAAGAGGAGAAUAAGAAGAAAUUCACUUGAGUCAGACACUCUCAAGAUUCCUAGAAGACCAGAGUUCAUUUGUCAUCAUUUUACAAACAUUUACCUCAGGGAGCAUCCAACAAAGUGCGCCAUGGAUCUUGAAGAGGGCCGAAAUGGAAGAGAAGGGAAGAAAAACUGCCAAGUGGACAAAAAAAGUAAAGAAGAUAAGAAGAAAGAAAAGAAACCAACUGUUAGUACAUUUGCAAUGUUUCGCUAUUCGAAUUGGCUUGAUAGGUUGUAUAUGGUGCUGGGGACUCUCGCUGCCAUCAUCCAUGGAGCUGCACUCCCUCUCAUGAUGCUGGUUUUCGGAGAGAUGACAGACAGCUUUGCCAAUGCAGGAAAUAUAGGAAACAUGACUUUUACAAACAUAAGUAACUCAAGUAACUUCAGCAGUGCAUAUCUCGUCAAUCUGGAGGAGGACAUGACCACGUAUGCCUAUUAUUACAGUGGAAUGGGUGCUGGUGUGCUUGUUGCUGCCUACAUUCAGGUUUCAUUUUGGUGCCUGGCAGCUGGAAGACAAAUAUACAAAAUUAGGAAGCAGUUUUUUCAUGCUAUAAUGCGACAGGAGAUAGGUUGGUUCGAUGUACAUGACGUUGGGGAGCUUAACACUCGGCUCACGGACGAUGUCUCCAAAAUUAACGAUGGAAUUGGCGAUAAAAUUGGAAUGUUCUUUCAGUCACUAGCAACGUUUUUCACUGGUUUUAUAGUAGGAUUUACACGUGGUUGGAAGCUAACCCUUGUGAUUCUGGCUGUCAGUCCUGUUCUUGGACUAUCAGCUGCUAUAUGGGCAAAGAUAUUGUCUUCAUUUACUGAUAAAGAACUCUUGGCAUAUGCAAAAGCUGGAGCAGUAGCUGAAGAGGUCUUAGCAGCAAUUAGAACGGUGAUUGCAUUUGGAGGACAAAAGAAAGAACUUGAAAGGUACAACAGAAAUUUAGAAGAAGCUAAAAGAAUUGGAAUAAAGAAAGCUAUUACAGCCAAUAUCUCUAUUGGUGCUGCUUUCCUGUUGAUCUAUGCAUCAUAUGCUCUGGCAUUCUGGUAUGGGACCUCUCUGGUACUCUCAAAUGAAUAUUCUAUUGGACAAGUACUCACUGUCUUCUUUUCUGUAUUAAUUGGAGCUUUUAGUGUUGGACAGGCAUCUCCAAGUAUUGAAGCUUUUGCAAAUGCAAGAGGAGCAGCUUAUGAAAUCUUCAAGAUAAUUGAUAACAAGCCAAGCAUUGAUAGCUAUUCGAAGAAUGGGCACAAACCAGAUAAUAUUAAAGGAAAUUUGGAAUUCAAAAAUGUUCACUUCGAUUAUCCUUCUCGAAAAGAUGUUAAGAUCUUGAAGGGCCUCAACCUGAAGGUUCAGAGUGGGCAGACGGUGGCCCUGGUUGGGAGCAGUGGCUGUGGGAAAAGCACGACAGUCCAGCUGAUACAGAGGCUCUAUGACCCCACGGAGGGCACGGUCAGUAUCGAUGGACAGGACAUUAGAACCAUAAAUGUAAGGUAUCUGCGGGAAAUUAUCGGCGUGGUGAGUCAGGAGCCUGUGUUAUUUGCCACUACAAUAGCUGAAAACAUUCGCUAUGGCCGUGAAAAUGUCACCAUGGAUGAGAUUGAGAAAGCCGUCAAGGAAGCCAAUGCGUAUGACUUUAUCAUGAAAUUGCCGCAUAAAUUUGACACCCUGGUUGGAGAGAGAGGGGCCCAGCUGAGUGGUGGACAGAAACAGAGAAUCGCCAUUGCAAGAGCCCUGGUUCGCAACCCCAAGAUCCUCCUGCUGGACGAGGCCACAUCCGCCUUGGACACUGAGAGUGAAGCGGUGGUUCAGGUGGCUCUGGAUAAGGCCAGAAGAGGCAGGACCACAAUCGUGAUAGCUCAUCGGUUGUCUACAGUUCGUAAUGCUGAUGUCAUUGCUGGUUUUGAGAAUGGGGUCAUUGCGGAAAAAGGAAAUCAUUAUGAACUCAUGAAAGAGAAAGGCAUUUAUUUCAAUCUUGUCAGAAUGCAGACAGGAGGAAAUGAAAUUGAAUUAGAAAGUGAAGUUGGUGAAUCCAAAGGUGAAAAUGUUGCCUUGGAAAUGUCUCCAAAAGAUUCAGGAUCCAGUCUAAUAAGAAGAAGAUCAACUUACAAGAGUACUGGUGCAUCACAAGCCCAACACAGAAAGCUUAGUACAAAAGACACCCUGGAUGAAAAUGUACCCCCCGUUUCCUUUUGGAGGAUUUUGAAGCUGAAUAUAACCGAAUGGCCUUAUUUUGUGGUUGGUGUAUUUUGUGCCAUUAUAAAUGGAGGUCUGCAACCAGCAUUUUCAGUAAUAUUUUCAAGGAUUAUUGGGGUUUUUACAAGAAAUGAGGAUCCUGAAACAAAACGACAGAAUAGUAACAUAUUUUCACUAUUGUUUCUGGUCCUUGGAAUUCUUUCUUUUAUUACAUUUUUCCUUCAGGGCUUCACGUUUGGCAAAGCUGGAGAGAUCCUCACCAAGCGGCUCCGAUACCUGGUUUUCAAAUCCAUGCUGAGACAGGAUGUGAGCUGGUUUGAUGAUCCUAAAAACACCACUGGAGCACUGACAACCAGACUUGCCAAUGAUGCGGCUCAAGUUAAAGGGGCAAUAGGUUCCAGGCUUGCUAUAAUUACCCAGAAUGUAGCAAAUCUUGGAACAGGCAUUAUCAUAUCCUUAAUCUACGGCUGGCAAUUAACACUUCUUCUGUUAGCAAUUGUACCCAUCAUUGCAAUAGCAGGGGUUAUUGAAAUGAAAAUGUUGUCUGGACACGCACUGAAAGAUAAGAAAGAACUAGAAGGUGCUGGAAAGAUUGCUACUGAAGCGAUAGAAAACUUCCGAACUGUUGUUUCCUUGACUCGGGAGGAAAAGUUUGAAUAUAUGUAUGCACAAAGUUUGCAGGUACCAUACAGAAACUCUUUGAGGAAAGCACAGAUUUUUGGAAUCACAUUUUCUUUCACCCAGGCAAUGAUGUAUUUUUCUUAUGCUGGCUGUUUCCGGUUCGGUGCCUUUUUGGUGGCAAGAGAGUUAAUGAACUUUCAAGAUGUUCUUUUGGUAUUUUCAGCUAUUGUCUUUGGUGCCAUGGCAGUAGGGCAAGUCAGUUCGUUUGCCCCCGACUACACCAAAGCAAAAGUGUCAGCAGCCCACAUCAUCAUGAUCAUCGAAAAAACCCCUCUAAUCGACAGCUAUAGUAUGGAAGGCCUGAAGCCAGAUAAGUUGGAAGGAAAUGUGACAUUUAACGAAGUCAUGUUCAACUAUCCCACCCGGCCGGACAUCCCAGUGCUUCAGGGGCUGAGCCUCGAGGUGAACAAGGGACAGACACUGGCCCUCGUGGGCAGUAGUGGCUGUGGGAAAAGCACAGUGGUCCAGCUCCUCGAGCGGUUCUACGACCCCAUGGGCGGAACAGUGCUAAUUGAUGGAAAAGAUAUAAAGCAGCUGAAUGUCCAGUGGCUCCGCGCCCACCUGGGCAUCGUGUCCCAGGAGCCCAUCCUGUUUGACUGCAGCAUUGCAGAGAACAUCGCCUACGGAGACAACAGCCGGGUCGUGUCACAGGAUGAGAUCGUGCAGGCAGCCAAGGAGGCCAACAUACAUCCCUUCAUCGAGAUGCUGCCAGAAAAAUAUAACACCAGGGUAGGAGACAAAGGAACUCAGCUCUCUGGUGGCCAGAAACAGCGGAUUGCCAUAGCCCGCGCCUUGGUUAGACAGCCUCAUAUUUUGCUUUUGGAUGAAGCUACAUCAGCUCUGGAUACAGAAAGUGAAAAGGUUGUCCAAGAAGCCCUGGACAAAGCCAGGGAAGGCCGUACCUGCAUCGUGAUCGCUCACCGCCUCUCCACCAUCCAGAACGCAGACUUAAUAGUCGUGUUUCAGAACGGCAGAAUCAAGGAGCGUGGCACACACCAGCAGCUGCUGGCUCAGAAGGGCAUCUAUUUUUCAAUGGUCAGUGUCCAGGCUGGAGCAAAGCGCUAGGGAACUGUGACCAUAUGAAAUGUUAAAUAUUUUUUAAUAUUGUGUCUGAAUAUGGCAUUUAAUCAAAGUUAAAAAGCAAACACUUAUUGGAAAAAGUAUGUAGAGUUACCUGUUUAACAUUUCAUGCCACAAGUGAAGAUCAUUCCACUAAGUUCAGAGUCUUCAGAGACUUCACAAUAAAAGAACAGAAAGAGAACAUCAUGAUACAGGGAAAAUAAUUAUUUUAAUUGCAUUAUAAAAUUUAUAAAAAAUUCAGUGUACAUUUUAAAAAAUAAAGUGUAAUUUUGUUUAUAUUUUUUCAUUUGGACUAUAACUGCCUUGCUAAAAGGGUAUAUAAGUAGCAAAAAGUGCUGAAAUGUUUGUAGGCAAGUACCUAUAAUAAAACUAAACUUUUAUAAGACUGGA
Choloepus didactylus (southern two-toed sloth) is the source of this 4366-nucleotide messenger RNA. It is a transcript of the gene ABCB1, whose product is annotated as ATP binding cassette subfamily B member 1. Gene Ontology annotation, molecular function: ABC-type transporter activity; ATP hydrolysis activity; ATP binding. Gene Ontology annotation, biological process: transmembrane transport. NCBI's taxonomy places the organism in Eukaryota, Metazoa, Chordata, Mammalia, Pilosa, Megalonychidae. Gene Ontology annotation, cellular component: membrane. The transcript is spliced from 28 exons. Bases 122 to 3961 code for a protein of 1279 amino acids. The record is from RefSeq and is a predicted model, not a curated record.